UUUCAGGUUCUUUAUGUGAGAUUGUAAACAUUAACACACCAUACUCAGAAUGGUUUUCUUUCCGGUUUUGAUUUUUUGCAUCCUUUUAAUGAAGGCAUGCUUGGGCUCGGAGCUCACAACCGUUGUUUCUGAAACCAAAAUCUGUCCUGGAACAUGUGUACCUCGCUAUUCUAGCAGUGAUUGCGAUUACGUAUUGCCCAAUAACGAAAUGUGUCCUCCAGAAGAUGUUUGUUGCCUAACCCAAGAACCUGAUGCUUCUGUUGUCCUUGGAGCUACAGAUCCGCCAGAAACCUGUCCAGGAACAUGUGUGCCACGUUAUUCUAUCCAUGAAUGCGACUACACAUUACCCGGUAAUAUGUGUCCUCCAGAAGAUAUUUGUUGCCUAACCCAAGAAUACGAUGCCUCUACUAUCCACAGAGUGGGAUAUAAAAUAAAAACCUGCCCAGGAGAAUGUGUGUCUUAUUAUUCUAGAGAUGAAUGCGACUAUCUAAUACCCAAUAGAGAUAUGUGUCCUGCAGGAUAUAUUUGUUGCCUAAACCAAGCACACGACGCUUCUAGUGUCCGCAGGGAGGAAGAUACACCGACAUUCUGUCCAGGAGAAUGCGUACCACGUCAUUAUAAAUAUGAUUGUGACUACAUAUUACCCAAUGAAGAUAUGUGUCCAUUAGGAGAUAUUUGUUGCCUAAACGAAGAACACUUUGAUCGCUCUUAAUGGUUUUAAACUGAAUUAACUACUUUAUUCGAGUGGCCUGGAAAUGCUGCCAUAUUCAAUAUUACUUUUUA
This is a messenger RNA of Argiope bruennichi, 783 nucleotides long. RefSeq lists its product as uncharacterized. The record is from RefSeq and is a predicted model, not a curated record. The coding region runs from base 50 to 712 and encodes 220 amino acids. The transcript has 2 exons. NCBI's taxonomy places the organism in Eukaryota, Metazoa, Arthropoda, Arachnida, Araneae, Araneidae.